AUGAUCCCCUUGGACUCCGACUUCGAAGACCUUCCCGUCGUGCUGAUCCUGGUUUGCCAAGGCUUGGAGGAACUGUGCUGCGAGUGCCUGCAGGCGGCGGAGCCUGCCUGCCGCACUCAGAUUUUGCCUUCGGGCGGCGUCGAUGGCGAGGCGUCGGUGGGAAAGGUGCUUUUGGCACUUCCAGGUGGCGAGCUGCUGGAGUUGCUGCGCUUAGCGGAUCAGCCAGGGCAUCAAUGCGCCUUCGCGCUGCUCUUGGCAGUCCAGGGGUUGGCGCCCAACCUGGAAGGCUUGAUGGACUUAGCCCAAGCCUUGCAGGCCUCGCCGCGCUGGCCGCUGGCGGAGUCCCUGUGGCGUCAGAGCGCACCCUGGCGCGAGGGCGCCAGCGGCUCGCAGGAGGAGUUUGCCUGCGCGUUGCGGCUGCGCAGGCUGAGGGCGAGCGCGCGGAGUGCACCCGUGCGCUUCCGGGGCUCUGCUGUGCGGGACGGGCGCCACGACUUCGAGGCGGGCGAGGUCAUGGGCCGUUUGGGUGGUGCGGCCAAGCGACGCAUGGGGUGGCAGGUCUCCCUGGACAACUACGACACGGAGGUCUUUGCGGUAGUCUGCGGAGAGGUAGCGGUGGUUGGCCUUCCGCUCUUCGCCGAGUGGCGUGGUGCUGCCUCCGGGCUCAGCCAUCGUCCCGAACGCUACUUCGUGCUGCCGCGCGAGGUCCGGCCGUAUUUGCGGCCUGACGUCCACAUCAACUACGGACGUAUGAGGCUUCGACCCUCGACCUGCUUUCUGAUGCUUCAGCUCGCUGGCGUCCAGGAGGGCAGUGUGCUCUUGGAUCCCAUGGGCGGUGUCGGAACCAUUGCCAUCGAGGCCGCCGUGCGCGUGCCGCGCCUCCGCGCGCGCAGCUCCGACCUCAGCGGCGACGCCACGGCGGCGGCGCGGCUCAACGCGGCACAGGCGGCGGCGUUUCUGGCGCCGGGAUCCUCCUUGGAAGUGCUACAGGAGGACUGCCGUCGCUUGACGCUGCCGGACGGCUCGGUCGAUGCGGUGGUCACGGACGUGCCCUUUGGGAAUCGCAACCGACUGAUCUGGGUCAAUGGCCUCCUGCCAGCCUUCCUUGCAGAGCUGCAGCGCGUGCUGCGGCCGCAGGGCGGCCGCGCUGUGCUGCUGCUGACGCGUGCGCAUGCGCGGCAAGUGGUGGCGCUGCUGGAUGAGGUCUUCUUGGCAUUGGUGGUCGUGGCCUUCCUCGGCCUCUUCUUGAGACAACUCCCCUCAGAGGUGCCGCUCGGUCCGCCACCGGUCCGCGACCCGGACCUGCUGGGUGCGCCGAGCGAAGCGGCCGAAGCGGCCGAAGCGGAAGCUGCGACGCCGCUUCCGCGGUGUUGCUAUCCGGGCCUGCGCUGCGAAGCGGGGCAAAGGCAGUAUAAGAUUCUGAUCACUCAGGGGGAGCGCAAGGUGUCCAAGCAAAAGCUCAGCUGGAUGUACCGCAACGUCCGAGAGACGCUGCUGGAAGGCUUGCGAAGCCGAGAGGAGGAAUGUGGCUACAAGACCUUCGUCCACGUGCCGGACAAUGACACGGAGAAUGGGAAGUACCCGGUGCAAAUGCGCAGGGGAGACGUCCUCAUUCACAUUGGACUCGAAGGGCGAGGAGACUUUGUGCAGCUGUGCCGAAGGACCUUCGCGCGGCGCAAGGUGUAUUGCAUCGAAAUGUUCUUGGAGCCAGCACCCAAGCCCAGUUUGGGUCAAGGAGUCUGCGAAAUCUGGACCUACAGUCAUGGCAACUUGUGGAGCUUCCCGGCGGCAUCCCAGCUGUGGAACCGAGCAGCGGGGGCUCUGGUGGAGCCGCCCUUGGUGCGCUUCGUGCCACCGGGCUUUGUGGUGAAGGAAGAGUCCGUGGCGAAGAGCUAUGAGGCUUCGGAGCUGCACUGGGGCUUCAUUGGCGCCGUUGGUGGAAUGCAAAGGAGACGUUUGGAGUGCCUGGAACACCUGCAGAAGCUCUUCCCAAAGUUGGAGAGCUAUCAUGCCUGGAAUCUUCAGCAAUGGAGGAGUUUAACAGCAAAUCCCAACUUGGCUUUCUUCAACAUCCAUCAGGAUUGCAACAACCAGAGUCGACCUGAAGAGCAGAAACCCUUGGAAACUGUCCGAAUCUCAGGGCUCUUGAGCGCGGGCUUUUUCGUGGUCACUGAAGAGAUCAAUCAACUGGACGCAGAAGCCUAUGAUGGCAUUGUUUAUGUGGAGAAGAACAUGUGGCUCCCUUUGGAGUCCUGGAGCGUGGAGCUUCGCCGUUUGCUCAGCAACAGCGAAGGCCUCACGCGCUACGUGCAGAAGGCCCAGCGGACCUUCCAGAGGAAGUUCGCGGCGCGGCGAAUUCUGGAAGACGCUCAGGUCUGGGAUGGUGGCUACGAGCUGCAACCACAUGGCGCCUGUGUGGCGAUCAAAAAGUCUCACCGAGCUGCCUGCGUGAUCAAUUGA
Durusdinium trenchii is the source of this 2460-nucleotide messenger RNA. Lineage: Eukaryota; Dinophyceae; Suessiales; Symbiodiniaceae. The record is from the annotation of a GenBank genome assembly.